AUGGAAUCGGGCCGCGAGAAGGAAUUUUUCGCUGCUUUUCCGAAGGGCUUUGCCGUUGCUCCAGCCGCAAGGGCCCGUUUGCUGGCUCAGUUUGAGCUUGAUCUAACCUUUCUCGAGCGCAUGCAACUUCGCGACUAUUCUCUGCUGCUCUGUGUCGAUCCAUUAGAUGAUGCUGGGCCUAGUAUUCCGGAAAUCGGGCAACCUCGUACCACGGGAACGACGAUGAACGGCGAUCAGUACGUGCUGCGGAUGAUGCUCAUAGAUGUGUUGCUGAAAUGGGUGAAAACCGACGAUGGAAAGCCAAACCUGAGCAAGAAACAGCUCUCCGAGCUAAUCAGUGAUAGGCUCUUUCCCGCCUCACUUGCGACCCAGAUCAGCAAGCUGAACAUCAAAUCGUCAGGUCGAGCUACG
Molecule: messenger RNA, 411 nt
Organism: Mesorhabditis spiculigera
Lineage: Eukaryota; Metazoa; Nematoda; Chromadorea; Rhabditida; Rhabditidae
Source: the annotation of a GenBank genome assembly